UAAUGAUACAGGCUAUUAUUCUGUAAUCUCGGCAAUAUAUUACUGGCUAGAUAUUACAGGAAAGAUAUUACAGGUUAUUUUCCUGUAAUCCGAGCGUGUAGUGCGAAAAUAUUGCAGAAUAUUACAAUACUUCAGCCUGUAAUACUUUUAUGUAGUCCAGUAAUAUAAUUUUUUGUAAUCCGCUGUAGUUUCUUUCUUUAAGAUGGGUAAGGCCGCUUCCUAAUAGAAAUCUUGUUGACAAAUAUCUAAAACAAGAUUUUAUUGCGGUUCUUUCUCUCUCCUUUCCCAAACGGAUUCUUGACACAGAGUUCCGGUUCUCCCCUGCCUCGAUCUAUAUACCCUACCACUAACAACUAAUAUAGUCAUAUCGUGUUAAUCAGCACUAUAUAUAAGGCAUUCGAUGACUAUUAUUGACCAUUAUUGACUGACAUAGCGAGUUGGACAGUCCGCCGAGAAAAGAUUAUACAUUUUUUAUCUAUACAUAAUCUGAUUUAUACAUAAAAUGUGGUGGACAUUAAAAUAUAUUUUAAAUUGGGUGCAAUCGCUCGUCAUAAGAUUUAUUAAAACUGGCGACAUACCAAAACACAUCGCAUUAAUUAUGGACGGCAAUAGGCGCUAUGCAAAGAAAAGAAACAUAGCCAGAAAAGAGGCACACUUAAUGGGAUUUAAAAAAAUGAUGGAAACAUUGAAAUGGGGUUUAGCACUUGGUAUUGCAGAGAUCACAGUUUAUGCUUUUAGCAUAAAUAACUUCAAUCGUAGUGAAGAAGAAGUCAAUGAUCUCAUUGAUCUUAGCAAGCAGAAGUUCAAAGGUUUUUUAGAAGAAUUAGACAAACUGAAGGACGCUGGAGUUUGCAUUCGUGUGUUUGGUAACUGGUCCUUGCUUUCAGAAGAUGUAUGCAAACUAAUUGCUCGAUGUAUGAUCGCCACGAAGGAUAAUAAUAAAAUAAUUUUAAAUAUGGCUUGCCCUUAUACAUCAAAGGAUGAACUUACUCAUGCAAUUAAAGACAUAGCAAAAGGUAUAAAACAUAAUAAUAUCUUACUAGAAGAUAUUAACGAAGAUUUGAUUUCUGAGUGUUUGUAUACUUACAAAUCUUCAAAUCCAGAUUUAUUAAUUCGUACUUCCGGAGUAUCUCGACUUAGUGACUUUCUCAUGUGGCAAGUUUCUAACACUUGCAUCUAUUUUACCGAUGUUUUAUGGCCUGAGCUAACUUUAUGGAGAUUUCUCGCUGCAAUCUCUUAUUAUCAAAGAUCUGACUCGCGAAAAGUUAGGAACAAUUUAAAACCUAUUGUGCAUAAUAGUAAUAGAGUAUCUAUGUUUGUUGAUAAAAUACACCACGAACGCGAAACUAUAAUAGAAAAUAUCAGCAAUAAUUACGAGUAAUUAAGUUUUAAAAAUGUAUGAGUGUGUAAUAACUAUAAUAAGUGUAUAAUAAAAAUAAUGUAAAUAUUUUAAUGAGUGUCAGUAAAAAAUGCUGAAAAUUGUAUUGUGUGUAUUUUGCUUCAAAUCAACUCUUUAUUAUACACUUUUGGAUAUAGUACAAUUUACUUCCCAGAUAUCACAAAAUAUUUGUAAAAUAUUUAUAAAAUAUUUAUAAGAAGAAAAAA
This is a messenger RNA of Monomorium pharaonis (pharaoh ant), 1605 nucleotides long. Its product is annotated as dehydrodolichyl diphosphate synthase complex subunit DHDDS-like. Gene Ontology annotation, cellular component: dehydrodolichyl diphosphate synthase complex; endoplasmic reticulum. NCBI's taxonomy places the organism in Eukaryota, Metazoa, Arthropoda, Insecta, Hymenoptera, Formicidae. The transcript is spliced from 5 exons. The record is from RefSeq and is a predicted model, not a curated record. Gene Ontology annotation, molecular function: ditrans,polycis-polyprenyl diphosphate synthase [(2E,6E)-farnesyl diphosphate specific] activity. The coding region runs from base 503 to 1381 and encodes 292 amino acids. Gene Ontology annotation, biological process: polyprenol biosynthetic process.